AUGUCGCACGCCACGUACAACGCGAUGUGGUGGGCGGCGCAGGCCGACCUGCACCGCCUCACGGCCAAGGACCGCCGGCUGCAGCGUCGGCAGCGGGAGACGGACAAGCGCGCCUCGCUGGCCUGGGUGGUGCGGCUGUACGCGGACUACAUCCGCAUCACCCGCCGCCUGGACGAGGUGCACGACCAGCUGGUGCACCCGCAGAAGCGCAUCCUGAUCCGCCGGCUCUUGGACGGCUGCAUCGGCCGCCUCCUCGAGCUCAAGCACGAGCUGUACACCGAGCUGGACAAGAGCAACUUCCACUACAUGGACGACCUGCUCAUCGAGCAGAAGCUGACGCACCAGGACCUGGAGGUGCCGUCGCCGCGCUACUACCGCCGGGAGAACGAGCCGGAGCUGCAGGCGCGGAGGGAGUUCGUGGACCGCGUGCUGGCCAAGAUGGCGGCGGAGGCGGAGAAAGGGUCCGCGGUGGUGGCGGCCGAGGCCGUGGCGGCGGUGGAGGCGGCUGAGGAGGCGGCGCUGGCGGGGCUGUCCAAGGGCGGGCGCGCGCGCCGCAUGCGCGAGAUGCUGCAGGAGCAGCACGAGGCCGCCGAGCAGGAGCCCGCCGACCAGCGCGCCCUGCGCGAGGCCGUGCACCUCAUCCAGAUGCACGAGCGCGCACGCCAGAACCGCAUCCAGUCCUUCAACCGCCGCAAGUGGAUGGAGCAGCGCUACCAGCAGCCCACGGCCAAGAAGGACCGGCCGUCGGCCGAGAGGCAGCACGCCGCCGCCGUGGAGAUCCAGCGCCACUACCGCGGCCACGUGGCGCGGCGCCGCGUGCGGAAGUACCGCGAGAAGGAGGACACGCUGGUGGGCAUGCUCAUGCCCAGGAGCGUCGACUACUCGUACAAGGCCCGCAUCGAGGAGGUGCAGGCCCUGCGGCGCAAGCUGCGCCGCGACCUGCAGGCGGCCUACGAGGCCACCAUCGUGCAGGAGCGCGAGUGGGUGGACCGCGUCCUCAGCCCGGACAUCUUCGACGACAUCGGCGACGAGAUGCGCGACUGGGUGCAGUCCUGGUACUACGACGUCAAGAAGCUGCCCAAGUACCCGCCGGGCAGGGAGCGCAAGCUGGCGGGGACGCUGCUGGGGCUGCCCAGGAAGACGCCCAAGGACAUGUUCCCCGUCGUGGACACCGUCAUCCCGGGGGUGCCUCCGCGCAAGCUCGGCGGCUCCAACCUGGUGACGGCGGACUUCUGGUGCACGAGCACGGAGUUCAAGGAGGCGGCCGAGAAGCUGGCCAAGGACAAGAAGAAGGGCAAGGGCGGCAAGGCGGCCAAGACGAAGCUCUCGCGCGAGGAGAAGAAGGAGCAGCGCGCCAAGCGGCGCGAGGCCAAGAAGGCAGAGAAGCAGCGCAAGCUGGCCGACAAGCAGCGCGGCUUCCAGCUGGAGGAGUCCGCCGUCAUGCCCGCGCUGGGCAUCGCGGAGCAGGAGUACCGCGUGGACUGGGAGCAGAUCCGGCCGCCCGAGGACAACCCGCUGGAGGAGCUGUACGUCGACCUGAUCCGCGAUGAAGAGAUCCACGCCAAGCAGUUCGAGGUGCGGCAGGCCAUCGACGACCUGAUGCGCGCAGAGCUGGAGAAGCUCAAGGAGGCUGUGUGGCGGGAGAAGAACAAGCGGAGGAAGCGGAAGCGGAAGCGGAAAAAGAAGGGCAAGAAGCGAAAGAAGAAGAAGAAGGGGAAGCGGCGCGGCAAGAAGAAAAAGAAGGACCUGACGGCCGACAAGACGACCGACGAGCUGCUGGAGAUGUUGGUGCGCGCCGGCGUGGUCAGGAACUCGGCCGUGGCCUGCAUGGAGGACUUCUUCGGCGAGCCGGCCUACUGCAACUUCGAGCUGCGCGAGCGCCUCAAGGACCCCCUGCCCACGCUGGGGGACAUCCGCCAGGCCGUCCGCGAGUUCUGCAUCCUGCCACUGGGUUCGCGGCGCGCGCACGAGCUGGCCCCGCUCGUCAAGUCCGUGCUGCUGGCCGGGCCGCCGCUGUGCGGCAAGAGCCUGCUGGCGGACAUCGUGUGCACCGAGACGGGCGCGCUGCGCAUCGACCUGACGCCCGAGGCGGUGGCCGCGGCCCGGGAGAAGUUCCCCGCCAAGAAGGAGUGGAAGCUGUUCCUGCACGUGGUCAACAAGGUGGCGCGCCUGCUCGCCCCCACCGUCAUCGUCAUGGACAACGCGCACCGCAACUACUACAAGCGGGUCCCCAAGGCGGAGCGCCCCCUCAAGCCCAAGAAGUUCGCGCGCACGCUCAAGAAGAUCGUGAAGGGCAUCAAGAAGCCCGACCAGGUGCUGGUGCUGGGGCUGACGAACGAGCCCUGGAAGGCGCGGGGCCGGCGGCUGGUGAAGGCCUACCAGAGGCACGUCUUCGUGCCGCCCCUGGACUACGGCUCGCGCUUCCUGCUCUGGCACAAGUUCAUCAUGGAGCACCACGGCGUGGACCGCAACUUCGAGGUGACGCCGCUGGCGCACGUGACGGAGUGGGUGCCGCUGCCCACGAUCCGCGAGGUGGUGAACCGCGUCCUGAGCGUGGAGCGCCGCAUCCACCUGGACUUCAGGCCGCUGCGCCAGCAGGAGGUCCUCACCGCGCUGCUCGAGUUCCCGCCGGUGCCCCCCGUCAAGGAGCGCGCCAAGUGGCUCAAGUGGUGGGGCCGGACGCCAAUCCAGAAGAAGCGGGCCAAGGUGCUGGAGGAGUGGCAGAAGGCGGCGGAGAGCGAGAAAGGGGGGGGGGGUAAAAACGAGGCGCACAAUGGAGAAAUAAGGCGACGCAUCAAAACAAUUACCAAGAAGCAUUGGGAUAAACCGCCGCCAGGGACCUCUACCCCCGCUGGAGCCGCGGGGCUUUGGCGGGGCUCGGCGGACCGCGGCAACCGGAGACAAAAGUGCAUAAAUUAG
Messenger RNA from Thrips palmi, 2919 nucleotides. Its product is annotated as dynein regulatory complex protein 11-like. The coding region runs from base 1 to 2919 and encodes 972 amino acids. The record is from RefSeq and is a predicted model, not a curated record. The transcript has 14 exons. NCBI's taxonomy places the organism in Eukaryota, Metazoa, Arthropoda, Insecta, Thysanoptera, Thripidae. Gene Ontology annotation, molecular function: ATP binding; ATP hydrolysis activity; protein binding.